This is a messenger RNA of Spirodela intermedia, 2763 nucleotides long. Lineage: Eukaryota; Viridiplantae; Streptophyta; Magnoliopsida; Alismatales; Araceae. The record is from the annotation of a GenBank genome assembly.
AUGGCCUCUUCCUUCGGUUGUUUCUUCUUCUUCUUCUUCGUCCCCCUGCUCUUGGGUCACUCGGCCUUCGCAGCCAGAUUCGGAGGAGGGGGAAGACGGCGGCUCCUCCCCGCCGCCACCGAGGUCGCCGGAGUUUGCGCGUCGCUGGUUGUCCCCAGUGGCUAUAAAUGCGAGGAGUUCGACGUGGGCUUUCCAUAUUUUCCCUUCGUUCUUCCUUCAUCUCUCUACGCCUUCCCUUACGCUUGUUGAUCGCUACUACCAUUCUCGGACUGUCUCACAGGUGACGACCCAAGAUGGGUACAUACUCAGGUUGCAGAGGAUCCCGGCUGGUCGCGAUGGCGGCGGCGCCCCCACCGCUGGCCGCCGGAGGCGGCCGGUUCUCCUCCAGCACGGCGUCUUGGCGGUGCGGACGUAAUACGUGCAUAAAUUAUCUUUCAAAGAAUUAGAUAUCUUCAGGGAAGAUAAAUAUUUAACAGAUUGGAUGGAAUCAAUAAAGUGGGUCGCAUAAUGUUGAGGAUAAUCAUAAGAUCGUAUCUUUUAUUCUCCUGUUUUAUCGCUGAGUUUUCCUUUUCGUUUUGCCAUGCAGGAUGGGGUAACGUGGCUGCUGAAUUCCCCGGAUGAGGCUCUGGCUUACGUACUGGCGGACGCCGGCUUUGACGUCUGGAUCGCCAACACCCGAGGAACUCGAUGGAGCCGCCGCCACGAGACCCUCCACCCCUCCUCUCGGGUCACCAUCUCCCCUCCCUCUCUCUCUAUUCCUCUCUCUCUCUCUCUCUCUCUCUCUCUCUCUUUCUCGCUGAGGUCAAUCUAUGGAACAGGCGUUUUGGGCGUGGUCAUGGGACGAGCUGGUUGCGUAUGACCUCCCAGCCACUGUUGACUUCGUGUACCAGAGAACAGGGCAGAAGCUUGACUACGUUGGCCACUCGCUGGUACAGUAAUCGCAUUUAUUCUCUCCCGUCUGCGCCGCUGGCGAAGUUGCUGAAGCUCUCGGCGGCGACCGCCGCUGUUGUAGGGUACGCUCACGGCGAUGGCGUCUUUCUCCGAGGGACGGCUGGUGGACAAGCUGAGGUCCGCCGCCUUGCUGAGCCCCAUCGCUUUCUUGAGCCACAUGACGACCACACUGGGGAUCCUCGCAGCCAGAUCCUUUCUCGGAGAGGUAGGCCUCGUUAUAUAAUCUUCUCAUCUUCUGAGUCUUGAGAACGAUAGAGCUCAGUAGUGAGAAGGUAGAUCUUCUGAAUUGAGUGAGUAUAUGAGUCAGAGUAACGAUUUCAUUUUGCAUGGAGAUCAUUAUAUUCCAUCUCUCUCUCUUUCUCCCUCUUUCUUUCCCUCCCUCUCUCUCUCCCUCCGUCUCCCUGUCUCCCUCUCCCUCUCUCCUUCCCUCCUCUCUCUCUCACUCUCUCUUUCUCUCUCUCUUUCUCUCUCUCUCUUCACCCCCCACUCUCCCUAACCAUGGCCUUUCCCCUUCGUCCAAUGGCCUGUGUUGUUAAUUCCCUGCUCCAAAUUAUAUCACUGUUUGGGGUGGCAGCUGAUUGCCACCCGUUUGUAAUAUAAUAUACCAUUAAUUAUUAUAUUUUAAGUAAUAUGAUUUUUUUUUCAAUAAACUCAUAAAUUUAAUGCCUUCAUAUUGCACCCUACUUUGCUCUUGUACAGAUAUACACAUGGUUGGGCAUCGCAGAGUUUGACCCGACUGGGUACGACCCUCAGCUACCUACUAUUUUGGGAAUAUAAUAUUGUCAACCUAAGUUCGUGGGUUUUUAUUGGCCUAUAAAUAGGGUUGCAGUGAGGUAUCUUAUGAAGAAACUUUGCCAGAAUCCAACGCUCAAUUGCUACGAUCUGAUGACGGCCUUCACUGGUAAUCAUGACUACCGUUUGACCCAAUUCCCAGCCACGCAUAUAACUCUGUUCAUCCCAUAAUGAGUACUAUUUUUAGAAGUCAACGCGGCCAUCCUAGAGAAUUCAACCCCAGCUCUUAUGGAAUAAACCUGUACAUAUCUUUGUGAUGAAAUAGGCAAGGAAUUAAUUUUGUCAUGUACCUCAUAAUUGAUUAAUCGGUUAUAGUCUUAAAAGUCAACGUCGGCCAUCUUUGAGAAUUCAACCGCGGCUAUUCAUCUCAUUAGCUAGGGAAUAAACCUCGCGCUAUUUUAUACGUAUAUAUCUUUGUGCCGAAACAUGCAAGACGUUGACUUUAAAUAUGUUGUGAUCUUAAGCUAAUUUUAUCGAGUUAUAUGGCCGUGUACUUGCCUGUUCAGGAAUGAACUGCUGCCUAAACGAGUCAACGGUAGAGCUCUACCUGGAGUACGAGCCGCAGUCAACGUCAACGAAGAACAUGGUUCAUCUAGCUCAGAGUGAGUGACUCUCCUCUUCCUCCACUACCACCGCCGCCGCCGCCGCCGCCGCCCCUCAUUUAUCUAACGGUGGGUUGUCUACAAGCUUGCAGCUUUCCGGGACGGCGCGCUGACAAAGUUUGACUACGGCGGCGGCGAGGCCAACAUGCGGCGGUACGGCCGGCGGUCGCCGCCGGCGUAUAACCUUUCCAACAUUCCCGGAGAGCUCCCCAUCUUUCUCAGCUACGGCGGAAGGGACAGGCUCUCCAACACCGAUGACGUGAGCCUUCUCCUCGCCGCCCUCAGGGCCCGCGGCGGCGGCGGGCGGCUCACUGUCCAGUUUGUGGCUGACUUCGCCCACGCUGACUUCGUCAUGGGGACUACCGCCAGGCGGGUCGUGUAUGACGCCGUCGUGGCCUUCUUCCGCCGCCAGCUGUGA